AUGCGAUUCCUACUCAUCCUACCUCUCGUCACAGCGGCCACCGCUUGUUUGCAUGACCGCACGCUGGCCCGCCGUGCCGCGCAAGCAGGGACUCCGAGCUUUGGAUACUCCGGCGCGCAGGGCCCAUUGAACUGGUACGGUCUCGAUCCGCAGACGAAUGCCGCCUGUGACCUGGGAAAGCAGCAGUCCCCCAUCGCGAUCGACUCCACGACCAUCCGCCCCAUUGACCCCGGCUCCGUGAGUUUCGACAUCCCCAGCGCCGAGCAUGUCGAGUUCGAGAACCUUGGAUACACGCUGGAGGUCAUUCUCCCCAACGGGACCCUGACGGUCCAGGACAAGCAGUACACGCUGGCUCAGUUCCACUUUCACACCCCUUCAGAGCACCGCAUUGAUGAGGAGCACUUCCCCUUAGAGGUGCACUUUGUGUGGACAGAUGAGACACACGGAAUCGCCGUCGUCGGCUUCGUCUUCCAGCUUUCCGACGCCGGAGACUGCGACUCUCUUUUCAACUCUGUCUUCGCACACGUCGAGUCGAUCAGUGAGCCGGGAUCCGCGACGGAGAUCGAGUCCCUGGUCUUUGAUGGCCUGGCCAAGCACUUCGAGAGUCAUGAUGUCUUUACCUACGGCGGUUCGCUGACCACCCCGCCCUGUAGCGAGGGGGUGUCGUGGUUCGUCAGUGCGGAGCCCCUGGCGUUGGACGUACACAGCUACAACCAAGUCAAGCGGGUGAUCCGGUUCAACUCGCGCUAUACGCAAAAUGUGCCCGGAGAUGAGAAUCUGUUGGAAAUGGCAGCGAGGGAGUUGAAUGGGCUGUGA
Aspergillus saccharolyticus JOP 1030-1 is the source of this 816-nucleotide messenger RNA. RefSeq names its product carbonic anhydrase. Gene Ontology annotation, molecular function: zinc ion binding; carbonate dehydratase activity. The record is from RefSeq and is a predicted model, not a curated record. Bases 1 to 816 code for a protein of 271 amino acids. The transcript has 2 exons. NCBI's taxonomy places the organism in Eukaryota, Fungi, Ascomycota, Eurotiomycetes, Eurotiales, Aspergillaceae.